This is a messenger RNA of Syzygium oleosum, 1758 nucleotides long. Its product is annotated as probable arabinosyltransferase ARAD1. The transcript has 3 exons. The record is from RefSeq and is a predicted model, not a curated record. Gene Ontology annotation, molecular function: glycosyltransferase activity. Lineage: Eukaryota; Viridiplantae; Streptophyta; Magnoliopsida; Myrtales; Myrtaceae. Bases 151 to 1605 code for a protein of 484 amino acids.
AACUUAAUCACACGUUUUUAUAAAAUUUCUACAAUAAUUGUACUUCCACUAAAAUCUCUAGUGGAAGUGUCUCGCUAUACACUGCGUGCGCGAUUCCGAGAGAGAGAGCGACAAGGCGAGAGCUGCGAAGGCGAAGAACAUCACCACCAGAUGCCGCUCAAGAACACCGGCGCCAUCAAAGCUCUCUGCUCCAUCCCUUCGCUCUUCCUCUCCCUCGCCCUCGUCACCAUCCUCCUCUCCUCCCUCUUCUUCCUCCGCUCCGCCACCCCUCCUCCCCCCCUUCCCUCCUCCUCCUCUGCUUCUUCUUCCUCUUCUCCAUCGCCCUUCGGCGACCGCAUCAGAGUCCACGUCGCGGAGCUCCCCAGAUCCCUCAACUAUGGCCUCCUUGACAGCUACUGGUCCUCGCCCCACGCCGACUCCAGGGUCCCUGCCGACCCGGACCGCCGAUCCGGGCCGACCCAUCUGCGGGGACCCGGCGGUUACCCGCCGUACCCCGAGAACCCGCUGAUCGAGCAGUACAGCGCCGAGUACUGGAUCUUGGGCGAUCUCGAGACGCCGCGGGAGUCGAGGGGCGGGUCUUUCGCGGAGAGGGUCGGGAGGUGGGAGGAGGCGGACGUGGUUUUCGUGCCCUUCUUCGCGACCCUGAGCGCGGAGAUGCAGCUCGGGAGGGACAAGGGGAGGUUCAGGAAGAAGGAGGGGAACGAGGAUUACGGGAGGCAGAGGGAGGUGGUGGAUCUCGUGAGGAGCUCCGAGGCGUGGAGGCGGUCGGGGGGGCGGGAUCACGUGUUCGUUCUCACUGACCCAGUUGCAAUGUGGCAUGUGAGGGAUGAGAUCGCCCCGGCUAUUCUCCUUGUGGUGGAUUUUGGUGGAUGGUACAGGCUCGACUCUAAGUCUUCAGAUGGUAGCUCGUCUGAUAUGGUACACCACACGCAAGUUUCGCUGCUCAAGGAUGUUAUUGUGCCGUACACCCACCUACUUCCUAGGUUACAUCUAUCGGAAAAUCAGAAACGCCAAACCCUUCUUUACUUUAAAGGGGCUAAGCAUAGGCAUCGGGGCGGCAUAGUUCGAGAGAAGCUGUGGGACUUGCUGGUCGAGGUGCCCGGUGUGAUCAUGGAAGAAGGCUUCCCUAAUGCCACUGGGAGAGAGCAGUCCAUUAGAGGGAUGAGAACUUCUGAAUUCUGCUUGCAUCCUGCUGGGGAUACACCAACUUCCUGCCGACUUUUUGAUGCCAUACAAAGUCUUUGUAUUCCUGUCAUCGUCAGCGACAACAUUGAACUCCCAUUCGAAGGGAUAUUGGAUUAUUCAGACUUUUCUGUUUUUGUGGCUACCGCAGAUGCCUUGAGGCCAAACUGGCUCGUAAACCAUCUCAGAAGCUUUUCUGAAGAGCAAAAGGAUAAAUUUCGUCGAAACAUGGCGAAAGUGCAGUCAAAUUUUGAGUACAAUAGUGGCCAUCCGGGUGGUAUUGGACCUAUCCCUCCAGAUGGUGCGGUGAACUAUAUUUGGAAAAAGGUGCAUCAAAAAUUGCCGGCGAUCAAAGAAGCCAUCAUCCGGGAGAGAAGAAAGCCACCUGGGGUUUCAAUCCUGCUUCGGUGCCAUUGUACCUAAAGAGUAUUUCCGAUUUAUUUAUUCUUGCCUUGUUUUAAAUUUCACGAGAGAAAUGGGUUUAACACAAUUCUGAUAAGUUGCAUAGUUUGAAGAUGAUUGAUCUGUAUUACCGAUUGCUAUUGAAAAUCAAGCAAGUAAAGUUUUUUGGAGUUC